Drosophila obscura is the source of this 3246-nucleotide messenger RNA. Its product is annotated as oocyte zinc finger protein XlCOF28. The coding region runs from base 975 to 2759 and encodes 594 amino acids. Gene Ontology annotation, cellular component: nucleus. The record is from RefSeq and is a predicted model, not a curated record. NCBI's taxonomy places the organism in Eukaryota, Metazoa, Arthropoda, Insecta, Diptera, Drosophilidae. The transcript has 3 exons.
CAGAAACCACGUGGAAGUUUCCAUCGAAAAAGGGUUCUCGGCGAUGAUAUUUCGAUCAUUUAAGCGGGAGGAGUGGGGAAGUGGGAGGAAGAAAUAACAGCAACAGGCACAGGGAAGCACAAAGAAUGAGAUGGAGAAGAAAAAAGAACAAUAAAUAAAAGAAGAGAACAAAAAUUAUUGCGCACGGUGCUCGGACGUCAAUUGCCGUCGUUGGCUGCGCUGGCUCUGACUCUCCUGUCUCUCGACCAGCACCCCUUCUCCCGCUAUGGCUCCGGCUCCACUCUCAGAGUAAUCUUGAAAAUCGUGAGUUUGUAUGUUGCGGCUGUUGCAGUUGCAGUGUUGUUGUAGCUUUGGGGCACGCUUUCGGUCCGCCCUGUGCGCAUUUUCUUUGUUUUUCGUUUUGGUGUGUGUGUGUGGCAGGCCAGGCAGCAUGUGCAGUGCCCCCAAAGAAAAAUCAAGUUAACAACCAACGCACGCAAACACAGUGGAUAGGGUGGUGAUAGGAGAGGAGGAGCAGGAGGAGGUCCAACGCCAACGCCAACGCUGCGCUCGUGUAUUGGAAAAAAGCCUGCAGCGCAGUUGAGUUGCCUUCUCUCGUGCUCUCGCGCUUCGCUGAUUCACAGACAGCACAGACCAGGCAGACGGCACCGGACGACCAACAGGGGGGCAGGGGCUGGGCACGUUGGCGUCGCGUCGCUGCCAGCGUCGACUGCUGAAACUCGACUUUUGUGGCGUUUUGUCGAGAGGUUGCUGAGCCCGAGCGAAGCCGCGAAUCCAGUUUCUUCUUCACUCGCACGGCGUCAGAGGCAGACGGGCAACACGGGAGCGAGCGCCAAUAGUAUUAUUCGCAAAAUCUGCGGCACAACAAACAAACAAAAAACAGAAAGUUGGAAAUUGUUUCUGCUCUCAGCUUUUGUUGAUGCUGAUCCUCUCCGGGUAAGGAUAAGCAAGAGCGAAGGGGAUGCAUAUAUGCCAUGGAGCUGGCUAUGAGUAAAUCAACGUGCUCCUCUGGAGCAGCAGCCGCUGCUGCGUCCUGCAUGGAAUGCUGCACUGAAUGCCCCCUCUCCUGUUGCAGUGCCUCCUCGUGUUGCGAUGCCAGCUGCGAGUUGCUGCCACAGGAUGCCAUUCGAUACGAGUACCACGAGCCGGAGGAGAACUUUGUGUCCAUCGAUGAUGUGAAGAUCAAGGCGCUGCUUUUGAGAAUCGGCCAGCAGCAGCAGCAGCAGCAACAGCAGCAGGAGGAGCUGGAAAGGCAGCGUCGUCUGGAAAGAGAGAAGGAUCGACUGGAAAUCAUUGUACUGGAUGAAGAGGGGAUAAAGCAGAAGGAACAGCCACCCUCCGGUUUGAUCAUCAGUGCAGCCAGAAGUUUGGCAGGAAUUUGGCCAGUGAAACGCACAUCACCCGACAUCCAAUUGAUCCCCAGAGUGGAGCAUCGCAUUGUGGCGAAGAUCGAGCUAAGCGACAGCGAGGAGGAGCAGGAAGAGGAGCCAGAAGACCCCAGUGAUGAGGAGACUGCUCCACUGGCUGCCGUCAGCUGUGAACUGGAGGAACAGGAGCCGGAACAAGUGAUUGUCCUGCAAUCAGAGGAUGAGGAGGAGAAGGAGCAGCGGCCCACCAAGCAGAAAAAGCAUAGAAGGUCGAACAAACGUCGUCCUUAUAUUAACCGCCGCGGACGGCAUGUCUUCGAGUGCACCGCCUGCGGUAAGAAGGUGCAGUCCAACUAUAAUCUGCGACGCCACAUGAUGAUACACACAGGCGAACGUCCCUUCCCGUGUGAUCUGUGCGAGCGUCGCUUCCGAGAGUUUAGCGAUCUGAAGAAGCAUCGCCGGAGGCACUCCCACGAUCCGCAGUUCAUCUGCAUGAUCUGCCAUUUGGGGCCGCCCACAGAGCAGGACUCGACGCGUUGUGCGGACUGCGAGAGCAAGAAUCUCAUGGUGAAGCCGGAAACGGAUGAAACAGAGCCAGCAGAGGAUGAUCCUGUGGCAGAGAUGGAAGAAGAUGAAGAAGAGGAGGAAGAGGAGGAAGAGCAGCAGGAACAGGACGAUAGAGGGGAUGAUCUAGAGGAUGCCACAUCACUACCGGCUCAGCCCUCGCCCCCACCCACUUUGACAGUGACCCUAGUUCCAAUCCUCCCACAGCCCACUCCACCUGUCCCAGAGGCCAUUGCUCUACUGCCAAUACAGCCACCUGCCCCUGCACGUCCGCCCCUGCCACUGAGCUGCAGCAGCGCCAACUCAUCCUCGUCCCUCAGCAAUGACGGCACAGCCACAGCUGCCCCGAUGAGACCCUCCAGGAGUCGCCGCUCCUAUCCCUGCCCGCUGUGCCACCGUCCCUUUGGAACGCGCCACAACCUCAAGCGCCACUACAUGAUCCACACGGGCGAGAAGCCGUUCAGCUGCACCAAGUGCCGCAAGCCCUUCCGCGAGUGCUCCACCCUGAAGAAGCACAUGGUCACCCACGUCCGGGAUCGCUGGUACAAGUGCCUGCGUUGUCCCUUGAGGUUCCAGGACUAUCUGGACUACACAUCCCACAAAGCCGCGCACCAGGAGGAGGAAAGCAGCGGCGAACAAAAAUCCACAUAUGAAAGCGACGAUGGCGACAGUUCUGUGGACGAUUGGCUGGAGUGCUGCGAGUGCCAGCAGAGAUUCACCGAACUGGAUGCGUACACGGCACAUCUUAAGCAGCAUGAUAUGGAGCUGUACGGCAUGAGUGUGGAUGAUGUGGACAUUGAAGAGCAGGCGAAUGUGGCCCAACUGUGAUGCCACCUAACGGAUCGAAAGAACGAAUUUUACAUAUACGCGAUGAUUGAAUCAUUAAUUUAUUUUAUAAACUUUCACUGUGAGUGACGAGCGCGUGUGGAUGCUCUCAAACAGGAUUACAAAUCCUGCAUAAAAUCAAGACAUUCCUAUCCUGUAUGGCAGUAUUUUCUAUCUAAUCUUUUGCAUUGAAUGAAACAUUCAUAAUUUAUUUGAAAUUAUUUUCAAUUUAUUACUGGAUUUUAGCUACCAAAAGCUCCUAUAAUAAGCUCCAUCUUUCAAGAAUCGCCCAAUAUUUAUAUUAAUCCUUAUAUAGUGUAAGGAUCGUAUUCGCAAUGAACUUCCAGUAAUAAUUUACGAUAUGGAAUAAUAUUUUAUUCUUUUAUAUAUCCCUACUAUUUGCUUCUUCCAUAUUAUGAUAAGAAAUUUCUAUGAACUGAGCGAUGACCCCUAUAAAUAGGGUCUUAUCUUUUAAUUGUGUAUUUGUAUU